AUGGCCAGUUCCAGUGUCAAACGCUUGGUCAUCACCCUCAUGGACACCUCCACAGACAAGGACCCGGAUGUACAGGAGCAGGUCUACAGCUCUCUAUGUUUCAUGGGAGAGACCGCAACGGUGGAGGUGCUGGAGUCAUGUGACUCCUACCUCCGACAGAACAAGUUAUCCACUACUCAUCGCACCAUAAUCCUGAGAGCAAUGGAGACCAUAGUAAAGGAAAACCUUUCAAAACUGAACAAAGACAUGGCCAGGAUGGUCAUCCUGCUGGCCUCAAAUGAGAUGACCAAAUCUAAGGACAUCGUGUUUGAGUGGCAGCAGGCGGCCAGCAACGUCCUAGUUGCGGUUGGCAGGAGCUUCAUUAACAAUGUCAUGGAGGAGAUUCUGGUGAAGUUCCAGCCUGGGAUCCUCCCACACUUCUUCAUCAUGCAGACGUUGGCCAAUCUCUCGGUGGCAAAUGUGUUUGGGAUGGUCCCGUUUCUGAACUCCAUUCUGGGGACCAUGCUGCCAAUGUUGGGGAUGGCCAAACAGGACCCCAUGAAAGCCGUCUUCUGUGUUGCUCUGCAGCGGUUCAGUGAGAGUAUUCUGGAGUAUCUGGCCAAUCUGGAUAAAGCUCCAGACCCCACCGUGAGGAAAGACACCUUCUCCAGUGAACUCUUCAGUGCCUAUGACAUCCUCUUCAAUAACUGGCUGCAGAACCGCGAGUCCAAGGUCAGAUUGGCUGUGGUUGAAGCUCUUGGGCCGAUGAGUCACUUGUUACCCAAUGAGAAGUUGGAGGAGCAGCUCCCUCGUCUUAUCCCCGGCAUCCUCUCUCUCUAUAAGAAGAAUGUGGAGGCCUUCUAUGUUACAAAGAGUUUCUGUCAGAUCCUGGAGAGCGGUGUGGCCAAUGACAGCCGGACUCUGGAGCCUCUGAUGGACUCGGUGCUGUCAGCCCUUCACUCCCAGAUCUGCUCCUCCCUGGACUCCUCCACUGAUGAUGGAACGGAAUAAGAAUGAGCUCCUCCGCUGCUUCACAGUUCUCGCCACCACAUUCCCGGAUCAAUUGCUGUCAUUUCUACUUCCCAAAAUGGAGACCAACAACCCCAAAGUGCGAGUGGGAGCGCUCAUCAUCCUGAAACAGGUCCUCAACUCCUCCGCGCCAUUUAUGGAAGUGAAAAAACCGCUAAUCCUGGCGGCUGCGAGAAAUCCUCUACAGGACACCAGCAACCGGGUACAUGGGGGCCAAUGGGAGAGAACACUGACACCAAUGAUGGGGCACUAUUCCUCCCACUGA
Molecule: messenger RNA, 1273 nt
Organism: Staurois parvus
Lineage: Eukaryota; Metazoa; Chordata; Amphibia; Anura; Ranidae
Source: the annotation of a GenBank genome assembly